AUGGAAGGAUCAGGAGUCUCUCCUAGCUUCAGUUGUUACUCUUCUGAUAGUUUAACAUCCAUGGCAGUCGCCAAAGUGAUCCGUGAAGAACAUGCAGCUCGAUUUCAAGAAUUUGGGGAUCUUAGCGAAGAUGACUUUGAGUUUUCGGUGGGUUUAAGCGAUGAGGAUGUUUCAAAGGAAGAGAACGCUUCACGAAGCUGGACUGUUUUUCCUGUUUUCAAUCACAAUUUAAUGAUGAAAGAUGACGAAGAUCGUGAUCAGGUUAAAGGGAAGGAAGAUGAACAAGAAGACUCUUCUUGGUGUUCAUCAUCAGAAGCCGACGAAUUGGAAAGUCCACGUUCUAAAGCAUACUGCGUACUGUGGAGGCCUAAAUCCGACAGUGGAUCGCCACCUCGUGUGAGUAAAUGUAAGAAGAGUAGUUCUACCGGAUCUGGAUCGAAGAGAUGGAGCAUCCGGUCUUUGCUCCGGCGAAGCAACAGCGAAGGGAAAGAACCGGUGGUGUUGUUGACUCGUAAGAAGGUGGACGCUACAAAACAGAAACGGAACUCCGGUGAGGUUUCAAAAGUUGGCGGCGGAUUGAAGGUGCAAACUCCUGUACAUGAAUUGUUUUACGUGCAAAGAAGAGCUGAAAAUGAAGUUGUGAGGAGGAAAUCGUAUCUACCCUACAGGCAAGGUCUUGUAGGGUUCUUCUCAAAUGUCAACGGAAUGGGCAAAAUGCUUCCAUUUUGA
This is a messenger RNA of Lactuca virosa, 729 nucleotides long. The record is from the annotation of a GenBank genome assembly. NCBI's taxonomy places the organism in Eukaryota, Viridiplantae, Streptophyta, Magnoliopsida, Asterales, Asteraceae.